CGACGACGGAGGAGGGAAAUACCAGCGACAUUCAUAGUAAUUGCCUUGCUUUCUGUUAGUGCUGUGAAAUGGCAACAAUGCAAAAUGAUGAAUCCUUAUAACUGAAGAUUCCUUUAGAAUGGAAUUACCUUGGGCGAAGUAGAGCUGGAAUCUCAAAUAUUCUGAAGUUACCUGCUUUUCAGAAGAGGACUGGUUAAGAAGCCAUGGGUAAAUCAUUCUCCCAUUUACCUAAUUUUGCAAGACAAAGCAAGAAAGACGACGCAGCACCCAUCGUGCCUGAGACUGAAAGAACAGUUCCAGAAAACACAAACGAAAUACAAGCGAGUAAUGGAGAGGCCAGUUCUCAUGUUCCUUAUGUAGAGUUUGUGGGAAGAGAGAGCAUCACAUGUCCCACCUGUCAAGGAACAGGACGAAUACCCAGAGGUCAGGAGAAUGAGCUGGUUGCUCUUAUUCCAUACAGUGAUCAGAGGCUGCAACCGCAACGAACGAAGCUUUAUGUGGCAGUCGCUGUGGUGAUCAGUCUCCUGAUUAGCGGACUUGCAAUCUUCUUCCUGUUCCCACGCUCCAUUAAAGUAGAACAUGUUGGUAUUAAGUCAGCCUAUGUCACCGAUGACACGACAAAUUAUAGAGUUGUUCUUAAAAUAACGAAUAUAAUAAAUGUAACAAACUACAACUUCUACAGUAUCAGCAUUACAGAUCUCAAUGUGCAGAUUGUGUUUUUUAAUGAAGUUCUAGGAACUGUCAACAUCAAAAACACUACAGUUUUCAGGCCCUUAGGAGGCGGCCAGAUUUUAUACGAGGUGACUGCCACGUUAGAUGAUUUAGGCAUGUACCAUUACUGCACAAUGCCUGAAAUUAAAGUGCACAAUAUUGUGAUCUCAAUACAAGCAACAGUAACAGCUUGGUAUCUGUCGCACUCUGAGCAAGUCUCCUUCGAUGCCUACCAAUAUGUUGAUUGUGGCUCCAACACCACCCGUCUUCACAGUCCCUACUACCCUUCUCAGGGCACCCAUUUGCAAGAGAUGCUCAGUUAACGCAAAUGAUGUUAGUGCCCUUUCACUAAAGGCUUCCAGCAUGGCACAACAUGUCAUCCUCUCUGUGUAGAUGUUGUGCUCCUGGACUGAUGAGAUGAUCCAUCAACCAGUUCUGCACUCGUCCGCCUGAUUAUUUUAUAGUGCUCUGUGUGGCAGUGUUACACUUGUAAGAGGAGUACAUUAAUUUGGAUGUCAAGCGUGUAAUGGUAAUUUGAUAAUCCAACAGUUCUAGUAAUGGAACAUUCUGCUGAAUUACCGGAGCUGGACGAUAAGUUAAAUUUAACUGGGGAAUGACUCGGGACUGAACUGUGAACUAAUGUUUGUUGAUUGAUUUCAGAUAUAAUAGCUGCACCUUUUGUGGCCUUGAAAUUUAAAUAUGUUUCUUUAAAUAAGUCACGUUUCAUGCAUUAGGCUGUUGCCCCCUUAGUAAAGGGACAUAAAUGUACAAAAUGCUUCUUUUCUUGCGACAUUUGUAGGCAACAUUCUGGACAACAUCUGGAAGGUUCUUGUGCAAUUAUAGAACAUGAAUAAUGCAAUCCCUGAAAAUACCUAAUUACAGAAAGGCAGUAUUCCCAAUCACUAAUAUGCAGUGACAGAAUAUGCAAAGUCAGAUACCCCAGUACAUUCUGAUGUGUUCUUCAAUGCGUUCUGAAAAGCCACAUUGUUUAUUAUACUAGUGCCGUUUGUGAAUAUACACUACAGUUCCUGUAUGGUUCAGUGGAUAAAUGUGUCGAGAUAUUGAGCUAAAUGGGUCAAGAUCACCCUUUUUUUGAUCCUGACUUGUUUUGAAUUUAGAUGAUCUCAGUACAGAGGGGUUAGAUGAUUCAAGUGCGAGUUACCUCAGUGUUCAUGAGAUAGGGCAUGAAGAGUUCACUGUGAUUCCCACUUUAAUUAUGAAUGUUAAGUGAAUUUAAAAUUGAUGUGAUGCUUCUUAUAACUGAAUCGGUUGCAGACCCUUAAUAACAGCCCUAAACUGAUUCCAAAGAGUGCACAGGAAGUAUAUUGCAGUGGGAUGACAUCCCUUCAGCAGAGGGGAGAAGAAUGUUGGAGAGGAAUUUUUUUUAAAAUAAGCCUUAUUUAGAUAAAUACUCAGCAAAACUUUACAGCCAGCCCCAAAAGAUGCCCCCAGUACAUACGCAUAAGGAGGUCUGAGUGUGACUGUGUCUCGGCCAUACAGAGCAGAUACCCAUAUUUUAAAAGCCUUAGACUUACUAAUGUAGUAAAUAAUCACGAUUCAGUAUUAUCUCUGUAAUAUACGUAGUGUUCUCCCCCUUCAUUCAUUGGGGAGGAUAUUAGCAUUUACCACUUGCAUGCACACUUCGAGUUCUUUUAGUGAUGGGAUAGAAGGUAUAGUUAUUAGCACAAAAAGAUGCUAUUACAACAAUGUCGGUCACAGCUGACCACAUCAUAAGUGCAGUAGUUCAUUCCUGCUCAAGCAGUUUUUAACCAUCAAAGAUUUAGAGUAAUUUGAAGCAGGAUAUUGUUCUUGCCUUAAACUGAAUCAUACUAACCCAAGCAAACUUUUAUCUGAAGUUUACUUUGAUGGGCAGUUGGAAAGAAUUCAUUGUCAAUCUGCAUGGUUCUUGAGUGGUUGCUAUCCAUUGGAUUAUGUUUGUUGCUGAGCGGAAACAUUCUUUAAAAUUUAGUUUCCCACUUUCAAUGCAUGUUUAAUAAUGACCCAGUUUGAAUUUGAUUGAUUGAGUGAAGCAGGAUUUGCUUCCAUUAAAUUUGCAAACGCUGCAUCAAAUGCUUUUACUGUGGACCUCAGUUUGCAAGAUGUGUGGCUUUUUGCAUUAUUUCUACCUUCAGUUUCGCUCAUUUGUUGCAAUUGCAUCAGCAAUAGAAGUAAAACUGUCCUAUGUUGUCCCUCACAGAUAAUUAAAUGUUGAAGAAUUGUUAGUACUUCUUGAUUUAAAGAAUACUUCUGUGCAUCUACUGUUUCAGGCCAAACUAUAAUCUUGUCAUAUUCAUGUUUCAGUUUGAAAUUACACUUUCUCAAGUAACCUCUCUGACCGCAUAUCCAAUGGUUUUGGAGCUACCAAUCAUGGUGCAUUCUGAAUCUUGAAGUAGGAGUAAACAAUUCUUUGGUAGAUCAUGCCUUCUUAAAGGAAGAAAGAUCUGUGUAAUUAGAUUCUGUGGGAUUUCAGUUGAGUGUUGAAUGGAACUGUAAGUCAAAGAAAAGUCACAACCAGGGCUAAUCUUAUGUUUUGUUAAUCUGUAUCAUAUUGAAAUUAUUGACCAAAGUAAUAAUUAUAUUGAAUUUGAUUAAACCAAUCCAUUCUGUCCUUUGUGGUGGUCACUGACAGUUGCUGAUUAGCACAAGGGCUAAUUUUAUGGCCUUUUAUAUGCACUAAAAACAGCAGAUUAUCACAGAAUUUAUUUUAAAUGACCAAAGCAAGUAAGUACAUUGGAUAUGUGGUGAUGUUAGUCCUUAAAAUUUACACAUGCUUCUGAUAUUUUAACAAGAAUUAAAGCUGAGUUUAGUAAACAUUUCAUUGUCUAAGAAAAUGUAUUUAUGAUUUCACAGGCCAGAAGAAGUGAUUAUUUUCACCCUAAUGAUGUUUGUACCCAUAGUAGUUAGGUGAACUUAGUGAGGUGAUAAAUAUUGUGUGUAGUCACUUUUGAUUUGCUAACAUUUCCUGAAGGCAAAAGUACUUAUUUAUAGAUUCAAUUCUAUUUAGCAGUAUGAUCACUUCUUUGCAAAGCUCUGUUUCUUUCACAAGGAGUACAUAUGAGGUUCGUUAUCAUGUAAUGUAAGGACAUUUUAUUUUACUAGGAAUAAUAUUUAUGUAAUAUAACAAUAUACAUCAUCAGACUUAAAAGAUAUUUCAAAUUUAAACUGAUACAUGUAUUUUAAGCUUUUGCUGUAAUAUUCCUUUCUUGUACUUGCCUCCUGACUUUUCUUUACUAUUAUUCAUUGCAUGAGCAUUGCUGGUGAGGCUAACGUUUAGUGCCGAUUCUUAAUUUCCGAUGUGGUAUCAGUUGCUUUCUUGAAAUCCUGCAAUUCAUGUGGUGUAGGUGCACCAACAGUAUUUAUAGGGUGGGGUCUGGGAUCUUCAUCCAGCAGCAGUGAAGUGGGAAGAACGUCUGAUGUACAGAAAAUAUUUUCAGUGCAGAUUGACAUGACAGAAUUUGUAUUCUUUGCCUCUUGUAUGUGUAUUUUAAUUAACUUUAUGCCUGACACUGCACUGUUAUUGGUACAAAGUUGAGAAGUGGUGUGCAAACUUGAAAGGUUGUAGACAAACAAGUGUGCAAAUUAUAUGUUUAAAGUUUGACCCUUGUCAGUCAGUGGGUCUGAUGCACGAAACAAGAGUCCGUUACUCAUAGAUCUAUCUCAGUUAGUAAAUUUGUGGCCUAAAAUGUACGUGGCCAUGCAGACCAAUAACUGUCAUAUUCAGUCUCUGGUCUGUUUUACAUUUGAGCAUGGACAGUGUUGGACAUGCUACAGGUGGCCUCAGUGCCCCGAAACUAGUUAACUGAAGUAUAUCUGACUUCUUGCUCUUGAGUAUUAUACACCAACUCUGGCUAGUAACUUCAAGUGAUGGAUUUAGAUGGGAUCAAGCUCUGAAGCAAUGAUCUCCACAUUUAAAUAGUUCACCACUGUUUACUGCCUAUGCUGAAGCAUAAAGAAUAGCAUCUUGGGCAAGAUGUACGUGAGUUGUAGACAGUUGUGGAACUUUUGUCCACAGUCAGAAUCUUCAGGAAAUUGAAGGAGAAAACAGGGAUUAAUUUUGAGAGAGAUAAUGGGAACUGCAGAUGCUGGAGAAUUCCAAGAUAAUAAAAUGUGAGGCUGGAUGAACACAGCAGGCCAAGCAGCAUGUCAG
Stegostoma tigrinum is the source of this 4858-nucleotide messenger RNA. RefSeq names its product transmembrane protein 106A (gene tmem106a). The record is from RefSeq and is a predicted model, not a curated record. Bases 204 to 1034 code for a protein of 276 amino acids. The transcript has 10 exons. NCBI's taxonomy places the organism in Eukaryota, Metazoa, Chordata, Chondrichthyes, Orectolobiformes, Stegostomatidae.